Messenger RNA from Penicillium malachiteum, 549 nucleotides. RefSeq names its product zinc-binding alcohol dehydrogenase-like protein. NCBI's taxonomy places the organism in Eukaryota, Fungi, Ascomycota, Eurotiomycetes, Eurotiales, Aspergillaceae. The coding region runs from base 1 to 549 and encodes 182 amino acids. The transcript is spliced from 3 exons. The record is from RefSeq and is a predicted model, not a curated record.
AUGCCAGCAAAGCUUGACUUCCUUCAAGCGAGCACACUGACAUGCUCCGGAUUGACGGCCUGGAAUGCCUUGUUCGGAGUUGAAGGAUAUAAGCCCAGGAAAGGAGACUGGGUCCUCGUACAAGGUACUGGAGGUGUCUCAAUUGCUGCUUUACAGGUAGCCUUUCAUCUCGCCUCUGUAGAUUCUCAGAUUGCUGAUUUUGAGAUAUUUUGCUAUUGCAAUCGGAGCUACGGUGAAACAGCCAAGAACUUGACUCCAGAGGGCGAAGGUGUGCAUAUUGUUGUCGAUGUUGGUGGUCUUUCCACACUUGCACAAUCUCUCAAAGCAAUUAGUGUUGGUGGACUACUUGUCCUAGCAGUUGUUUUGGGUAAAUUGGAAGACGGGGGCAUCGACUCCUUCUAUCAUGGAUUGUCAGAUGCGUACGCCCAUGAGAUCGAACCUGUCAUUGACGACCGAGUCUUCGAGUUCGAGGAUGUCAAGGCUGCAUAUGGGUUAUUGGAGAGACAGCAGCAUUUCUCUAAAAGGUGUAUACGUAUACAGCAUGAAUGA